AAAUAUAAUCUCCAUUUCCAAUUUUCAAUUAAACCUCCUCGUUUUCUGCCAAAACUUUAUCUUCAGCACAACUCUCCCACUCCCUCUGCCAAAAUCUUCACCUUUUAAAGCCUUCAACUUUCCAAAGGAAGCCAUGGAAAGGCUUCUUUACUCCUCUUCUCCAACUCCUUUGGAGAUCUCUCGAAAGCCCUCUCCUUCUCUCUCUCGACUCGCCAGAUUCGACUCUCCUACUCUCGGCUUCGUUCCUUCGCUCACUCGCCCCCAACUCAGGCGAUUCAUUUCUAUUUCAUGCAAGGCCGAUAAUAACCCAUCUCACUUCUCUUAUCCUCUAUCCAAUCCCAGCAAUGAAUUGCCUUCAAUCGGUUCUCCGCGAGUCGACUCGGCAAAUGGGUCAACACCCACGUCCAAUUUUCUCGAGCUUGUUGCAAUUAAAGCUUCUGCACAAAGAAAGGCAAUCACAGCAGGGACAUAUAUAGCACUCUCUGCCAUUAUCAUGUUCUUAAUCCAACCAAUUUUUGCACCAGCAGCUUUUGCAACCUUUCAAGCUGGUGCUAAAGCCAGUGGAACUGCAGCUGCUGCAGUCGGGGGUGGAGUACUCCGUACUGAAUUACUAAGUAGUGCAUGGACUGGUUUCUUUGCUGGUUGCUUACAUACCCUAUCAGGGCCUGACCACCUAGCUGCUUUGGCUCCACUAUCAAUUGGCCGCACUCGAAUGGAAAGUGCUGUUGUUGGAGCUCUAUGGGGUUGUGGUCAUGAUGCUGGUCAGGUUAUCUUUGGAUUACUAUUUUUACUUCUAAAGGAUCGCCUUCACAUUGAAAUCAUCCGGACUUGGGGUACAAGAGUGGUGGGCUUAACGUUGCUUGUUAUUGGGGCAAUGGGUAUAAGAGAAGCUUCAGAGGUUCCUACCCCAUGUGUUGCCUUAGAAAAUGGUGAGUGUGAUGUUAGUGUUUACGAGACACUUGAAAACCCAGCAGUCGGAAAAAAGAAGAUUGGUUUUGCUACUUUUGCCACUGGGAUCGUUCACGGGUUGCAGCCAGAUGCGCUAAUGAUGGUUUUGCCAGCACUUGCUUUACCAUCUCGUGUGGCCGGUGCUGCAUUCCUUAUCAUGUUCUUGCUCGGAACUGUGGUGGCAAUGGGAAGCUAUACGGUGUUUAUAGGCUCAUGCAGUCAAGCAUUAAAAGAUAGGAUUCCCAGAAUUACUGAGAAACUUACAUGGGCAUCUUCUCUUGUAGCAAUUGCUCUUGGAGUAGCCAUUAUCGUAAGCCAAUUUUUCGGAUUUAGUCUCUAUUGAUCUACCUGACCUGGCUUUCAAGAUAUUCAGUCCAGCUUCUAUAGCAUUUAGUGAGGAUGUUAGAAAGAAAAUUCAAAUUUGUUUUCAGCAACAUCUGAGCAGCAUCUUUAUUCCCUGUUACCUUAUCUUGUUUGUUUGUAAAACCGUCCGUAAAAAAAAUAUCCUCCUUUUAUGGUUAGAAUUUAAUGUUUGUUAAACCAUAA
Messenger RNA from Gossypium raimondii (Peruvian cotton), 1494 nucleotides. Its product is annotated as chloroplast protein FOR GROWTH AND FERTILITY 2. The transcript has 2 exons. The coding region runs from base 134 to 1291 and encodes 385 amino acids. The record is from RefSeq and is a predicted model, not a curated record. NCBI's taxonomy places the organism in Eukaryota, Viridiplantae, Streptophyta, Magnoliopsida, Malvales, Malvaceae.